GAUCUUAAUCAUUCGCAUAAGUAUAUCCCUUGUUUUUUUUUUUUUUUCCUUUUCCUUCUGAUUUUUCUUUUGCGAUUCAUCUGUUCUCAUACAUUGAAUGCAUUUGCAUAAGACCACUUAACUUUCGUCUCUGGUAUAUAAAAUCACAAAUUAUGAAGACUUCCAGCCAAGGUGCUUUUUUGAGGCACAAUUGUCUUCCAAUGGUCACUCCCGCCAUCUUUCUUCUAUACAUCUUCUCAAUACUUCAUCACGUUGCUGCCAAUGACAUUGGUCCAGGCACACGUUCCGGCCAUUGCGCAUUCGCGCAUCAAAACACACUACACAUAUUUGGAGGCAGUAUUAUCGGAAGCGAAGCUCUACCUGCCAACCAUUCAUCCUUUUCGCGUUUUUCAACAUUGACCUUUCCACUUGAAGCGAAUACGACAAGCUUGCCUUGGAAAGACUUACCAAGCAGAGAAGCGUAUAACAUCGUAAAUGGUGCGUGCGCAAUGACAGACAGUGGAUACGCUAUAUUAAUAGGAUACGACCCUUUCGAUUCGCAUGUAACAUCGCCAGGAAUACAGAUUUUCAACUCUAACGAUCAGACAUGGAUCAGUUCCAUACAGCUUAACAGCACGGUCAAUGUUACACUUGCCUUCUCCCAACGUCAAGGAAUGGCAUCCACUAUGUGGGCAGGUAGUGUCUUUUUCCUAUUUGGAGGAUCCGUCUCGCAAAGCAACACACAAGACAUGUUUGUUUUGGACACACGUACUUGGCCAUGGUCAUUAUCACAGCUUAGUCCAUCCGAUAAAACGCCAGUUGCAACUAGCCACUCUACCAUGAUUGCAACUUCUUCAAACUUGAUAUAUUACAUUGACAGUCCAGACACCCCUAGUGAUGAUGGUGUUUACGAAUCAACAGUAUCCCAAUUUGACCCAGUUGAACUGGAGUGGUCGGAUACCACUAUGACUAUUACAACAUCAUACCCUGUUUCGUUCGUAGCCGGCAACGAUUCCGAAAUUCUAUUAAUACCUAAGUCUGAUAAUUAUACGAAAAUCAACUCUCAUAAGAAUGGGCCAUUACAUCAAUUUCUGGUUGAGAGUAUGACCAAGCGUCAGCAAGAAGCUCAAACCCCACCUACUGAAGCCAACAGCACCAUCAGUAACGUUCUGACGUUAGAUUUACUUUCGUCUUCCCAUAAUGCCUUUUCCCCAAUCCCAAUCCCUGGUAUUUUACUGACAGCAGAUGCAGGAGGAACGGUUACAAACCUACUUAAUCGGAAUGUUGUUCUCUACGGCGGUAAAGCUGAUAAUGCUCCAAACAGCCAAUUAGUCGUAUUUGAUAGCUUAUCGCACAGCAUAACCAAUACGGUUCUCAACGUGUCACCCGAUGCGCCCGCAAUUAUACAUCCUCCUAGUGCGCCAGAGACAACUUCCAGCAGCUCCGGCAAACUUGACCGGAAUUUGAUUGGUUUGUGUAUUGCAUUGGCUGUAGCAGGACUGACGGUUCUCGGUCUUAUUGCUAUCGCAUUUAUUCGUCGGCGUCAACUGCGACGAACCCAAGAGAAGAAGCCGCUGGUGGCCGAACUUACUGCUGAUGAUGACAAAGGGUCUUUGAUAUCUGCCACUGCACCAGAUUUUCGUAGAUUUCCAGUCAUCAAAGAACAAGAGGACGCUGUGACUUGGAGCGACAAAGUCCGUAAUAUGCUUACAAGUGUGGGGGCAGCGGCUGCCGUUCCAAAUGAAAUACUGAGACGACAGAGCCAGAAAACAAAGUCUGGGAAAUCAAUGGAGAAGCGCAAAGAAACUGCACCUGGAGAUGUAUCUAAUUCUCUCCAAGUAUCUGCGCCAAUGCUCGCCUCUGGGUACACUGAAAAGCAAAUUUAUUGCAACCUUUCUCGGCCUCCACCCAGUCGAUUUCGGGAGCACUUUGAAGGCAAAGGACGAUUUGUAUCAGGCUUAUCCGAAGCCUCGGCUUCAGUAUUUUCAGCAGAUGCAGCGUUGUUACGGUCAAGUUCAUAUCAUCUUGGCCUUGAAACUGCUAGUAACACUCAAGCCCCUAGUCUUCCAAGAUCCAACUCCGAAUAUAUAGCCCACAGUAUACCUGGGUCGCUUCUACCCACAUCUUGUGGCGGUGUAUUCUCAGACAUGACGAGCAGAAGCAAUGUCCCACCUUCGUACCGACGUAGCUGGUAAUUGAGCUAUAUAAAACAUUGUAUAUUAUGGGGGCUACCUACACUAUAUUAAUUCAAGGGGAAAGCCGUGCUUAAAGCGUUUUUCGAUGCUGAGAUGUACCAUGAAGU
Molecule: messenger RNA, 2281 nt
Organism: Umbelopsis ramanniana AG
Lineage: Eukaryota; Fungi; Mucoromycota; Umbelopsidomycetes; Umbelopsidales; Umbelopsidaceae
Exons: 1
Coding region: 153-2174 (673 amino acids)
Molecular function (GO): protein binding
Source: RefSeq, a predicted model, not a curated record